CAACUGGCUGAUGGACGUAAAGUUCAUCCUGAAGAUGUGUUUUCUGAUGAAAGUCCAAAAGAAGAGCGACCCCGUGCUUUGGUUUUUGAGUGCUCCGGGGAAGCCCACGUUAAGGCUUUAAGCGAAAAUUCUGCUAUCCAGCAAUUUAUCGAUGGGACAAAGUGCAUCGAUCAUGUUGUGCACCUUAGUGAAGAAAGUGUUGUUCAUCUUCCACUUUACGCAAAAUUUGUUGCCUCACUUGGACCAAAUUGUUGUCAUAUUGUGGCAAACUCGUCUUGUCCGGUUGUUCCUGGAGUAGAGAGCAUUUAUAGGAAUCACCGUCUACUACACCACAUUAGCCCUGAUUUGUUCCCAGCGCUGCAUCCAUUGGCGUGGAGUGGACUAGUCACUCAAGCUAAUGAUCUUGCCGUAAAAGAUGGAGUAUAUCUUAAAGCGGCCCCAUUGCAACGGUUUUGGAUGAGGAUGGGAGGAGUUGGAGAAGAGCCUAUAAUUGCGGAUCUGCGUGAAACUGACUUGCAGCUGACGGACAAGGCAAAGGAGUUGGUAGAAAAUCUACGGCAAGAAACAGAAAAACUACGACAUUCCUCCCCUAUGUCUUGUGAAUACCCAAGAGUGUCGUUCUUGGGAACUUCGUCAGCUGUCCCGUCAAAGUAUCGCAACGUCAGCUCAUACCUGCUAGAAACGAGCCCUACAUCGGCUGUACUUAUUGAUGUCGGAGAAGGAACAUACGGGCAAAUACGAGUUCUUCUAGGCGAGAAGAGGUGUGCUGAGCUUCUCUGCAAUUUGCAUGCAGUUUUUAUUACUCAUGCACAUCAGGAUCAUAUGAAUGGCCUUUAUACUAUUAUCGAACGGCGUAAAGAAGCCAUGGAUGCGUCUGGAAAGGCUUACGUGCCUUUAGUUCUAGUCUCUAAUAGGAACGUUCUAAAACCUCUCAGAACGUAUUCAAUGUGCUUUUUUGAUCUCGAAUCUUUAUUGGAGAUUGUGGACAUUUCAAGACAUCCGGUCACACCUCCGCCUAGGUAA
Messenger RNA from Strongylus vulgaris, 1023 nucleotides. Lineage: Eukaryota; Metazoa; Nematoda; Chromadorea; Rhabditida; Strongylidae. The record is from the annotation of a GenBank genome assembly.